AUGGAGAUGGAGCAAGUAUGGAAUUUGAAAGAGAGUAGUAGUCACUAUCAAGGUGCUAAGUCAGUUGAUCGAAAGAAAGUCAAGUGGUCACCUCCCCCACCCAAAUGGAAAAAACUAUAUUUCGAUGGAGCUAGUCGAGCAAAUCCUAGAUUAUCUGAGUUUGGUGCACUAGUUAGAGAUGAGAAGGGUAGCCUAGUAGGGGAAACAUGUGGACCUAUUGGAAUUUCAUCUACUAACGUAGCAGAAAUCACUGCUUUAGAGGAAGGUUUGAAAUGGGUCUCAUCUAAUGGAGUUUCAAAGGUAAUGAGAGAGGGUGACUCUCAAGUCAUCCUAAGCACGAUCAACGAAAAAGGAUUUACGAAUUGGUGGCUAAACACAUGGAUCCCAAGGAUAAACUGUUUGCUUCAAAAGUUGACGGAUUAUCAUUUUCACCACAUUUAUCGUGAGGGAAAUCAAGUGGCGGAUUUUCUUACAAACCAAGGCAUUGUUGAGACUCUGCCAAUAGUCAUGUCAAUGGCAGAUGCAGGUAACAGAGAUUUUUAG
This is a messenger RNA of Cryptomeria japonica (Japanese cedar), 543 nucleotides long. RefSeq lists its product as uncharacterized. Lineage: Eukaryota; Viridiplantae; Streptophyta; Pinopsida; Cupressales; Cupressaceae. The transcript has a single exon. The coding region runs from base 1 to 543 and encodes 180 amino acids. Gene Ontology annotation, molecular function: nucleic acid binding; RNA-DNA hybrid ribonuclease activity. The record is from RefSeq and is a predicted model, not a curated record.